AUGAUCCCUUUGAGAGUUUUGGAUGAGCUCCCGUAUAUGGAAGGUGGAAAAUGGGUUUUACCUUCUCAAAAUGAUCUUCAACCAGGAAUGGUCCUAGUCUUUGAGCUCUUUCUGCUCCACGGAAUUAGUACAAGUAUUGAACAGCCAGUGGGAUGGGGUGCGUUUCCCAUCUGCAACAGCCAGUUGGAGAUUUUGCAAGGAAAAUACAAAUGUCCCCUUUUAAGGGGACACAGGGACUCCAAAAUCGAUGAAUUCCGAAAAAUUGAAGACCUUAUAUCAUCAGAUAUAGAUCACUGGCUGAGUAACCUCUAUUUUCAGAUAAUAAAGCUCCCCAAAUCUCUUCUUGGGCAGAAAGAGUAUGUCGUGGAACUCCAGCUACCUCCACACUUUGUCAACUUGCCUGAAUGUUCUUAUGCCUCUGGGAGGAAUGAGACUAAUAAGAACACAACGGACACCAACUCAGACCUGAAGGAAUCGACAACAAGCAAUGGUUUUCAUAUGGAUGGGAAAGAGAAAGCGAAUUUGAACCUUAAAGCUCAGAUGUCCUGUGGAAGGAACAUUGACUCUGAGGAGAAUUUUAAUGAGUUGACUGCAGCAAAUGACAAGAGUGGAAUAUUCUUCCAGGCUAUUCCUCAUAAUCGGCUUGAAUUCCAUACCGAAGCUAAGUGUCAGAGUCCUGUUGAGAAAGACAGAUUUCCACAGGUGCCCCCAUACCUGGAGGACCAGGAUCAAUACCGAUUCUCUGUCUUGUCAGAAUCCCCUGACAAAGCAAUGGAAACUCUUGCCAUGCGUACCUGGUUUGUGGGUCGGAUGUUCCUGGAAGAAUUUGGAAUUUCAUCUUGGUGCUCGUCAGCGGUCUUCCUCAUUCUGCUGCUCCUAACUUUGAACUGGUUUCUGCGGCUUUACCUGCACUACUGCAGCCAGUGGCUCUAUCUCCAGGCAAUUGGUGUCCCUGUCAACAAGUUCCAUUUUUAUCCACACACAGUCGAACUCAGCUACCAGAAUUCUCUGCUGCAUACUUGGGAGGAGUUGACCAUUGUAGCCCUGGGACCUCUGACCUUGAAUGUAGCUAUGCUUGUUAUGGCUAUGAUCAGAUGGCUCUGUCAUAUAUUAUUUGGCUCAUUCCCUUCCUUCUUGUCAAGGUUUAUCUUGGCAAUGGGAGUUUGGACAGUGCUUGACCCUCUGGCAAUGUUUAUAGUAGAUGGCAUCCUGGGGCGCCUGGCUUACAGCACAGAUAGUCCAAUAGCAGAUGCAGCCAAGCUUUACUGGCUGUUUUACAGAGUGCAACAUUCUGGGAUCCCUGGCAUACUUAUUACAGUCAUCUUGUACAUUGUGAUGUUCGUUAGCUCCCUUGCAAUACUCUGUUUCUAUUUCUUAAGGCUGCACAAUAGAGGGAGGCUUCUAGAUAUCUUCUUCCGACUGCACAGCACUGAGGAGAGAUUUUUUGUUCCUCUGGAUUUGGAGCUGUCAAAUCAAGAGCUGAACUACAUCAUGAAAAAGGCGGAGCAGUGGAGGGGGAUCAAUGGUGAAAGAAGGAAGGUGGCAGUGUACGACUACAUCUGGAAUGAUGAGCACAUCACACACCCGUCCUGUAGCUGUGCAUCCCAGGAGGGCAAUCAAACCUCUGGAUCAGAGGCUGGCUGCGGAGAGAUCACCACUCAUGUGUCUAUCUACAUCAUACACCUCAGUGGCUUGCAAGAGCUGUACAGACAUUUCCUUCGGCUGCCUGAUGGUGCCAUUGUUGAGGUGUUUGGUGCUAUUAGUAGCACAAACCCUGCCCGCAGUGAGGUACAUACACUGAUACAGAGGCAGGUGAACAAUGUGGACAAUUUGUUGCAAUUCUCUGCUUCAUCUGAACUCCGAGAAAGACAGCGGAAGAUUUGAUUUGGUUGAAACAAGAAACUACUACUAAUUUCUAGUUCUUGGGGUGAAAAGGAUGUCAGAUGAUCAGAGAUUGAAGAUUCAUCCAUCUUUGGAAGAAAAUUGAAUCGUUCCUUCAAAACUAUCGAAAUCAGUGGUAUCAUCAGAUUUCUUAGUCAUGAAGAGUUGUCAGGCAUCAAUGUAAUUAUUCUUGAGUGAUAUAUUUCUUCUUGUAAGUACAACAAAUAUUUUAUCCAAGACCAAGAUUUUCUACUUGUUGACCCAUACUAAUCCGUGGUAUUUGGCUUCUGAACUGUUUGGGAUUGAUCAACAUAUUUUAAGAUGCAUUUCUGCUCAGAUAAGAAGUGUUGGUUUUUAAAGACAUGCACAUUUUCCAUUUGUUUCUGUAUUUUAAUAAUACUCUUAGCAUUCCUUUGAUCUGGAGUGGUUCAUCCUCUUCAACCAAGCAAUUUUCUCAGUAAAAAUAUUAACAUCCACUCUGGUGUCAAGUUUGAAAUGAGGUGGAAGACCUUAUGAUCUUUGCCAUAUCUGGUUCAGAUGAGUCAAUUACAACUUGUAAGAAAGUUUGAUCCUUAUCUCUCAAAGAUGGCAUGUCAUCAUAUAAUGUGUGUUUACAUGUGUUCAACUGUAGGUAUCUCUUGGUAUUCCAAGUUUUUGUCCAAAGGUAUUAACUGUAAGAUGUGAACCUUUGUAUGCAAAUAAGUAUCAUUAGUUCCCUUGUUCAAUAGGUUUUUUUGACAUGCUUAAACAUUCUCCAAAAAUGUUUCAUUUUCUUACAUAUGUUGCAUUGGCAUCAUAAAGCUGAAUAUUGUUUCUGCUUGUGUGCUUUUUUUCAUCUCCACAUCUGGAGUAGUAACUUAUAACAGAAAGGGAUCUAAAGGCUUUUUGUGUUGUUUUUUUGUGUAAUGUUUUGGUGUUUUUGUAUAUUAGAAAGUUGACAAGGUCGGAUGAGCUUUGUGCACUCAGUUUCUGUUCACAAAUUUCUCUCAUGUUGCUUAUGCAUUUCAGCUUCCACCUCUAUCUGCAUAGCUCUUUCCCGUGUAAGAUCCUCUUCUGAAAAUAACAUAUUUCAAAGAGACAGAACCGAGAUUUCAACAGCAAUUUUUUUCUUGAAUUAAUUAUGGUUAUAAAGCACUAUAAUCGAAAAUUCUGACAACCUGCAAAGAUCAUUGCUAAGCUAUUAAUGUGUUCUCCUGUAAACUCUUCUGUUAAAUCUUACAUUUUCCAUUAUACAAUUGAUAAUUCAGUGAAAGUAAUUGUUAAAUACUUCUACAUUAUUGACAUAAGUAUCUAUCUUUUCUCUUAUAUUCUUAAAAUUUGCCAACCUACAGAAGAAAUAAACAUGCUCACUUGUAAUCCUAAAGUAUUUCUGUAAUGCAUAAGUUGUCUCCUUUAUGUUGUCUAUCUUAAUUCCCUAUAUGAAGUAUCUAUAACUUUAAUUCAGCUUUGAGGUGUAAUCUCUUGCUCCAUUGUCAUUGUACUAAAUAGCUGUUGUUUCUCCCAUUUAAAUUAUUUACUUGAA
Hemiscyllium ocellatum (epaulette shark) is the source of this 3403-nucleotide messenger RNA. It is a transcript of the gene ofcc1, whose product is annotated as orofacial cleft 1 candidate 1. Lineage: Eukaryota; Metazoa; Chordata; Chondrichthyes; Orectolobiformes; Hemiscylliidae. The coding region runs from base 1 to 1884 and encodes 627 amino acids. The record is from RefSeq and is a predicted model, not a curated record. The transcript has 13 exons. Gene Ontology annotation, cellular component: perinuclear region of cytoplasm.